This is a messenger RNA of Rotaria sp. Silwood1, 213 nucleotides long. Lineage: Eukaryota; Metazoa; Rotifera; Eurotatoria; Philodinida; Philodinidae. The record is from the annotation of a GenBank genome assembly.
AUGGAUGCAUAUCCAUGUCAUAGAUUUAAAUGGGUUAAUUCUCAAAAUCAACAUAUUUAUGUACGUUAUAAAUUUAGUUGUGUAGCAGAUAUUAAGAAUUUUUCUAAUGCUGAAGCAACACGUAUGUGUGGUGAAGAUCCAGAUUAUGCUAAACGUGAUUUUUGGCAACAUUUGGAUAAUGGUGAAACAUGUGAAUUUAUAUGUCAAAUUUAA